AUGGAAGGCGGAGUUAGGAGCACGCAGCACGCUUUCUGCAUUGGGGUAAGGAAGGAGGAGGUAAGGCAGCAGCACACAUUAAGUGUGUUCAUGGCAAUUCCACCCACACUGAUCGAUUCAGUCGUCUCGGCCAAUCAGAUGAGGCUGUUACGCGUGCUGCAGUGGCUACGAAGUUAUCGCCUCCAUCUUCAUCAGACAGGAUCCGAACGUUCGACGCCGACGAUACUCGAGGACCAAGAAUCGGAAGAUUUUGAGGAAGCUGAAUACCGACAGCUACAAAAAGAGGGCUACAAUUUCCACCGCACUCUUUCUAAUUCCUACAGCGGUUCAAUGUCAACCACCGCCACAACCCAAGAUCUCGAUCAACUUCUGGAGGAGCUUCGACGGACAAGUUUAGAUUAUACCUCAUCCUCAGCCCGUUCUCCAGCCACUAUCCACAAUGGUUCCCAUUCCUCAAGGCUAUAUUCAAAUCAACAACGAUCGGCUUUCGCUGAACCCGGUGCCACCAGUACUGGAAGAUAUACCAACCGCUCCUACUCAUUCACUGGAAGUGGCAGUAACCGUAUUGGAGGUGGAAGUAGUCGAUUGACUAGUACCUCCACGAGUUCCACUAGCUACCAGAGAUCACAGGCCUUUUCCACAGAUCGGGGAGUGGGGAGUUUGCGUUCCGGUGGAAAUCUGGCAGGAGAGGUGUCGGGCGGAUUUGUCCGACACUCCACUCCCGCUCCCCAAUUUCCCUCCUCUGGUCAGCCACGUUAUCAAACUACUUUUCGAACUACUCUCCAACACAGACCCCCUGUCUCACCUAAAAGAUUCAAUCAAAUUAAUGUCACCAUUGAUCCUGAACUUGAAACGUCAUCGCUUCUUUCUGACAAUCGGCAUUACCUGACACCGACAAUAUCCCGUGUCCAGGUGAAUUCAAAUGCAUCAGCUGCAAUGAAUGACACAAGUGAAGUUAUGAAUUAUCGUGAACUCCAGUUAUUGGAGGAGCUCUCAAGUGCCCGUCAGGAGUUGGCGAUGUUGAAACGAGCGAGCAGUGUGAUUGAUGAGCCCAUCCAUAAAUUGCCUCCACCUUCAACUCUACCGACUCAACGAAGGGCUUUCCAUGCUCAACAGCAUCAGGAAAACAUGGAGAUGUUCUCAAAUCGACAGCAAUCGCAGUACCAAUCACACCAAGACAUUCAAGGGUGGGUUCCGCAUUAA
Molecule: messenger RNA, 1203 nt
Organism: Rodentolepis nana
Lineage: Eukaryota; Metazoa; Platyhelminthes; Cestoda; Cyclophyllidea; Hymenolepididae
Source: the annotation of a GenBank genome assembly